GUCGCUGAUUUCUCCACUCCCUUCCCACCACCACCGCUCCCCCUAUCUUCAUCGCAGAUGCACUCCGUCUCGAUUCCACCUCCUCCAUCGGCGGUUAAUCCCACAGGUGCAAUCCCUCUUGCUGCAGCUCAAACCAGUGCUGAGAUGCUCUCCACACCUUGUCCUCCCGUCUCUACAUGGUCCGCGAUAACGAGACUUCCUUCCGCACCAUUAAAGGACACAGUAUCCGCUAUUCUCAACGCAACUUUGAGUUCCAGCACAUCCACCCAAUAG
Strongylus vulgaris is the source of this 273-nucleotide messenger RNA. The record is from the annotation of a GenBank genome assembly. NCBI's taxonomy places the organism in Eukaryota, Metazoa, Nematoda, Chromadorea, Rhabditida, Strongylidae.